Molecule: messenger RNA, 1755 nt
Organism: Talaromyces amestolkiae
Lineage: Eukaryota; Fungi; Ascomycota; Eurotiomycetes; Eurotiales; Trichocomaceae
Exons: 5
Coding region: 1-1755 (584 amino acids)
Biological process (GO): transmembrane transport
Molecular function (GO): transmembrane transporter activity
Source: RefSeq, a predicted model, not a curated record
AUGGCACCUGACACAAAUUCAAGCCAUACCACUGACUCAGGUCCGGGAGGGGUCGGCGACGUCGAACUGGCGGAGCAUCCCAUAGCCCAAGACACAACCCCGCAUAGUGCUGUCUCCGGCAUCCAGCAAUUCACAGACCAUCAGUCUCGAGCGCUUCCUCACUCGCGCCUGAUGGUCGUCUUCCCUGUUCUGGCCUUGGCACAAUUCACGGCAUACCUAGAUCAGACUUCCAUCUCAAGUGCCGUUCCAGCCAUCGGUGACGCACUAGGGCUGGGAGCCUCUCUGCCAUGGGUUGCGACCGCCUAUCUGCUUGCCACAACGGCUGUACAGCUGGCCAACGGGCGGCUUAGCGAUAUAUUUGGCCGCAAGCGACUACUGAUCACAAGCCUAGUGGUUCUCGCGGUCGGAAAUCUGGUGGCUGGGUUUGCUACCAGUCCGGGUAUGCUGUUUGCGUUUCGAGCAGUCAGUGGCCUCGGUGGUGGGGCGAUCACUGCUCUGGUCAUGAUAAUUGCCAGCGAUAUUACGACAUUGCAACAGCGCGGCAAGUACAAUGGUUUUAUCGGCGCCGCUGUAGCUUGUGGCAGUGGAAUGGGGCCGUUGAUUGGAGGUGCCAUCACCUCACAUGUUUCAUGGAGAUGGACCCUCUGGUACGAUGUACCAUGGCUUCUUUUUCUCAUUAUGCUUCUAUACAUCGUGCUGCCUAGUGGCCCGAAGGGAGUCAACAUACAGUUGAAGAUGAAAAUGAUCGAUUGGGUUGGACUCUUCUUCAGCAUUGCAGCCAUUGUUCUCCUUAUGAUUCCUCUAUCUCGCGGUGGUUCUACAAUCUCCUGGAGUAGCGCUCAAUCAAUCGCCAUGCUCGUGGUGGGAGUAUUUGUGGUUCUUGUCUUCCUCGCUGUAGAGGGUAAAUUUGCAUCUCUGCCCAUUAUGCCACUACAUCUAUUCACUGCUGAUUUCUCUUGCAAUAUUUUGCUCAUACAAAACAUUUUGUACGGGUUCGUAUUUUGGGGGAACCUUUUCUACAUACCUAUUUACCUGCAAAAUGUUCGUGGAUACUCUCCUAUUCUGGCCGGAGCCAUAAUCAUGCCAAUGGUCGGCACCCAGGGUAUUGGAUCUAUCAUAUCUGGGCUUAUUAUUUCCCGCACGGGACACUACAACCAUGUUAUGAUCACCUCGCAGUUUCUAUGGAUGGCCGGACUGAUUGGUCAAGUAUUCUACACUGCCACGACCCCGAUAUGGGUAAUUUGCUUUGUAGGCUUUUUUCAAGGUUUGGGAACCGGUGGCUGCUUUCAGCCAAGUCUCGUUGCUAUUCUAGCGCACAGCAGACGAGCUGAUCGUGCUGUUCUAAACUCGCUACGAAAUUUCCUCAGAACACUGGGUGGCACAUUGGGAUUGACGGUCUCUGGAGCCAUUCUUGACAAUGUGCUGCAGUCGCGGCUGAAAGGUGUGGUCAGCGGUGGCAUCGCUACGCAGCUGGCUUCUUCCGCACAUUCACUCGGUAGUUUGGGCUUGACUGUGGAGCAGAGGGCGGCUGUGCUAGAUGCAUACAUGCAUGGUAUUCAUAUAAUACUCAUCUUGUAUGCGCCACUUAUUGGAAUAUGUGGUUUCGGUGCCCUGCUUGUUAGAGAUCAAGGUCUAGAAGAGAAAGACACUAGCACGACGCUGCAGGUGCGGUCCGAGAAGGCACACAAUGCAACAGGGGUUUCUUCCCCAUCUGCAACACUCCAUGUUGGUGAAGCAGCUGCAGGCUCAAAAUAG